Oldenlandia corymbosa var. corymbosa is the source of this 1023-nucleotide messenger RNA. The record is from the annotation of a GenBank genome assembly. NCBI's taxonomy places the organism in Eukaryota, Viridiplantae, Streptophyta, Magnoliopsida, Gentianales, Rubiaceae.
GUAACAUUCCAGAAGGUCAGUUCCUCUCUGUCGUCUCCUUUUUUCUCCAACCAAAUUUCAAAAUUUCAAACCCUAAAUUAAGUUGCGAUCUAGUUUUCUCUGCUCUUCCUUUACAGGUUCCGGAAUAUACCGCAGUGUUUGAAGGUUCUAUAUUCUUUCCCUCAUUUCUCUUCCUCAAUUUACUGAUUCUGCUGCGCCUUUUUUUUUUUUUUUGAAUUAUGAUGAACUGAAUUUACGCCCCUGAUUACUAUUAAUCUUCCGAAUUUCUUAAUUUUAUAUCUGUUGGAAUUUCCAGUUUAAUUUCCUUACGUUCUGGAACUAUUUGCAGCGAGCGAUACUGUUUCAAUUUGAGAUGGAAACCGAAGAAUUAGGCCAGAAAAGCAAACGCUUGAAAUCUUCGAACGAACAGUUAGAGUUGGUUGUGCACGGUGCCGAUGAUGCAGCCUUAGUAAAGAGUCGAGAGGAAGAGAUUGAUGAGAUUGGCGUUGGAUCUGAAGAAACCUCAGCUGAGAUCGCUCGCAUCUAUGAACAGAUCCAAAGCUUUACUAACAUGGUGUGUGAUCUGCUGGAAUCAGGAAAGUCUAUGCUGAAGGAUCUGAGCAACGAGUUUGAAGAGAGAAUGAUUUCAAUACACAAGGAACAUAUUCAGAAGUGGGAAGAGGAGAUUCAAACAAUUCGCCUUGUUGAUGCCUCGAAUGCACAGGAAAGUGCUGUUUUGCAAAAUGCUAAAGCCAUGCUUCAAAAUGUUUGUGGUGAAUCCUGAAGGCUUUGUUGUCGAAGUUGAGUAACUCAUUGCCUACGGAAAUCUUUGAUCUACUGUUGAUAGGUUACUUUUGUGGAUUGCCUUCUGAAAUUCCCUGAUCAUACUUGUACAUGAAUUUAUAGGUGGAUUAAAUGUUUACUUAUGGCUACUACCUAAACUACAAGUGAUGUUGAUUCCAUGCAAUGCUUCUGUUUUGCUUUCAUGGAUGCACGUGGUGACUCUGAUAUGUUGUACCUCUGGUUCAAUGAUUUUGUCGUGGA